Tripterygium wilfordii is the source of this 483-nucleotide messenger RNA. Its product is annotated as serine carboxypeptidase-like. Gene Ontology annotation, biological process: proteolysis. The coding region runs from base 1 to 483 and encodes 160 amino acids. The transcript is spliced from 3 exons. Gene Ontology annotation, molecular function: serine-type carboxypeptidase activity. The record is from RefSeq and is a predicted model, not a curated record. NCBI's taxonomy places the organism in Eukaryota, Viridiplantae, Streptophyta, Magnoliopsida, Celastrales, Celastraceae.
AUGGUUAUUAUUGUUUAUGAUGAUAUUAGAAAAGAACGAGAGGGAGUCCUUACCUAUGACUUCUCAAAUAUUGAGACAUUUCUAAAUAUGCAAUCAGUAAAGGAUGCUCUGGGCGUGGAGAAGUCAUUUGCAUCUUUCAGCCACCCGGUAUACGAGGCAUUGAAAGGGGACUGUGCGAAGAAUUCUGAUGAAGGAAUUCCUGCUUUACUUGAUAAGGGAAUCAAACUCUUAAUCUAUGUGGGAGAUGAAGAUCUAAUGUGCGACUGGAUCGGAAAUUUUAGGUGGGUUUUAGAGUUGAAUUGGUCUGGCAAGGAAGGAUUUACAAGAAAUUCAGUUAUUCAAUUUAUCGUUGAUGAUGAACUAGUAGAAUUAUUGACCAAAUAUGGGCCCCUCACUUUCAUUAAGGUUUUUCAAACUGGUCACAUGAUUUCGAUGGAUCAACCAAAAACUACUUUAUAUAUGACUGGCCAUCACUUCAAAUGA